Messenger RNA from Bombyx mori (domestic silkworm), 4466 nucleotides. RefSeq names its product peroxisomal ATPase PEX1 (gene Pex1). Gene Ontology annotation, cellular component: peroxisome; cytosol; peroxisomal membrane. Gene Ontology annotation, molecular function: ATP hydrolysis activity; ATP binding. NCBI's taxonomy places the organism in Eukaryota, Metazoa, Arthropoda, Insecta, Lepidoptera, Bombycidae. The transcript has 13 exons. The coding region runs from base 216 to 3146 and encodes 976 amino acids. The record is from RefSeq and is a predicted model, not a curated record. Gene Ontology annotation, biological process: protein import into peroxisome matrix.
AACGUCAAUGAUUAUGAUAACAAAAAGUCUGUCAUGUAAAGUCUAGACCUCUCAAUUAUAUUAAGUGUAUAAUCUAUGUCUAGACCUACAUAAAUUUAUCAAAGAUACUGCCUAAAUAUUUAUAUCGUUAAUUUAAAAACAUUAAAUUAUUAUGUCAAAUUACACAUAAGAGCAUUGAAAUAUAAGAUUAAUAAAGAGUGAAUGUUGAUUUCAUUAUGUUAGGAGGUGCUAAACUAAAAGUAGUGUUUACUCACGAAAAAACUUGCUUCGCAUAUAUAAGUCCAAAGUACAGUAGUAAUAAUGAACAGUCUCAGUGCCUUCAAGUUCUAUACAAAGACAAGCACCUGUUUUUAUGGGUGGUGUACAGCAGUGGUGUUGCGGAAGGACAAAUAGCUUGCAAUCCAGUGCAUAGUCAACUGAUUGGCUUAGAUGAGGGAGCUGAUGUGUUUGUCUCACCAUACGGUGAUGUGCGAGUGCUGGAUGAAUUGUAUAUAGAUACGGACAGCCCUGAUGACCAGGAGUUGUUGGAACACAAUGCGGAAUUACUGCAGCUACGAAUACUAGAUCAGCUUCGAUAUGUGGCGGCACAUCAAAAAUGCGUCGUGUGGAUAUUUUCAUCGAUGCCCAUCGUUUUCACGCCGAAGCAGACCGGCUUGCUAGUGAACCAGAGCCGCGUAGUCGUUAAAGUUAACGCGUUCAAUAGCUACCAAGGCUUCCAAACAAAACCUCCAGCGCCAAACGAACCCAAUGGCCCUUUUAAAAAUAUAGGCUUAAUAAACGAAGAGAUGCUUCGUCCAUAUUUGAACUCACCAAAGAGGCUUGUAUUGCGUUCGGUACCUAUAGACAGCGACGGCAAAAAGAAUUUGAUACAUCCUUACACGGUUUUCAUACAUGAAGAUUUAAUAGACGAAUGCUUCAAAAAUUUAACUGUUAUAUUAUCGACCAUGAAUUCUAUUCCUUCGAUUCUGAGCGAAACUGAUGAAGACGAUAAAGAGAACAAUAAUAACGCCAUAAACGAUUUGUGCGUUGAAAUUGUGCCCAUAGACGGUAUCAUAUACAGGAGCUUGAGCCGCGAAGUGUACAACAGAAACAUACCGACAGUGUUGAUACCGAAAUCGUUGAAUGCCAUUAUCAACAUUGAGAAUGGAACGAGAAUUAUAUUCAACAUAAUCGGGGAUACGGUAGAGCAACCUGUGCACAUUGAAUUGGUGACGUAUACAGAAGAAAAACAAACAGAAGUCGAUGUUAUAGACAGAUUCAAGAAAUGCGUCAUAGAGAACACGCAUUCAGGCAAAAGAUUUUUAAUAAAUAACGGCAUAGUUAAGCAGAAUAGUCAGAUAAGCGAUGGUUAUUUGCGGUUCAAUUUGAAACCAGACGGUUUGAAAUAUACCCUCUUGGAUUCGGAGAGUUUGAGGCAUUUCACUACGAAGGCAACGUGCCUUAACGACACGGAUUUAGUCCUGCCGAAACGCAGCGCCUCCCGCAUGGAGUAUGAUUUCAAGAACUAUUGCAGGACAUUGAAAUCAAUAGAGACUUUGAUCAGUAAAGUUCUCUCGCAUUUGUAUUUCGAAAUACAUAGAGAGGCGACGUUUAAAAAUGCAUCAGAGAUUAAAAGCAACGUUCUGAUCACGGGGUCCAGUGGUAUGGGUAAAACAUCGUUGUGUCACAUAAUCGAGAAGGAGCUGACGGUCUGGUCUCAUACGUUGCACUGCAGGGCGCUCAGGGGCCGUAAGGAUAUACCGGAGAUCCUGGGCAAAGCUAUCCUCAUGUGCCAAGAGCACAGUCCGGCUGUAUUGAUCUGCGACGACGUGGACUCCAUGGUACCGCCCGAUAUGGAGGGAGUUUCGCCCCAGGAUAUAGCGUAUUAUCAGAGAUUAGCCGUGGUCAUCAAGCACCUCCUGCAGACGUGCGCGGGUGUGUGCGUGCUGAUGACGUCACUCUCAAUGAAGUCCCUGCACCCGGUCCUCAGGCAGUUCAACGGGAAGCCGCUGUUCACGGCGCACUUCGAUAUACCUGAAGUUGAACAGGAUGAAAGAGUGGAGCUGUUCAAGCAUUUGAUGAACGAGAAGAUCCGUCAGCAGUUCGAGGUAGCGGACGAUGACGUCAUCACGUUGGCCAUGGACACCGCCUCGUGCACAGUGCGGGACAUCAUCGACCACUUCAAUAAGAAGAUAUUUAAAGCCGUCAAGAUGAAAAAAGCGAACCCAGACAUUGCGAAGCCUCGUUUAGUCGAGGAAACUGCUAAGGACACGGAGAAAACUACCGCGUUCGACAUAUGGGGGCCGGUGGGGGGCUUGGAGGACGUCAAGCGGGAACUCACGGAGUGUAUCUUCUGGCCUGUCAUGUACCCAGCGUUGUUCCCGUCACAAUCCUGUGGGAUCCUACUGUACGGUCCCCCCGGAACCGGCAAGUCCUACAUCGGGUCCUGUCUCGCCAGACUCAACAAUAUGCACAUGAUAACAGUGAAAGGACCAGAGCUUCUCUCCAAGUACAUAGGGCAGAGCGAGAAGGCUGUUCGGGAUGUCUUCGACAAAGCGGACAUGAAGCGUCCUUGCAUAUUGUUCUUCGACGAAUUCGACAGUCUCGCGCCCAAACGUGGUCACGACUCGACCGGGGUGACGGACAGAGUGGUGAACCAGCUGCUGGCGAGGAUGGACGGCGCCGAGGGCGGGGCCAGGGGUCCCGUUAUAGCGGCCACAUCGAGGCCGGACCUGGUGGACCCGGCGCUGCUGAGAGCCGGCAGACUUCAGAAGCAUAUCUACUGCGAACUGCCCGAUAGGUGGGGCAGACACGAAGUACUCCAAACAUUGACGAAGAAUCUAACCGUAGACCAAGAGGUAGACCUCCGAGAGUUGUCUGAGCGCACCGAGGGCUACACUCCCGCCGAUCUCAAGUCCUUACUGGUCACGGCGCAACUGACAAGACUAGAGAAACAAUUGGCUCACAACGACGACACGACAUUGGGGUCCGUGGUGGUGCAGCAAGAAGACAUCGAUGGAGCUUUGGAGGAAACCAAACCUUCGCUGUCGAGAGAACAAUUACUGUUCUACGAUAUGAUAUACAAAAGGUUCAGAGGCGAGACUCUGACGUCCGAACAGAAGAUAAUGGCCGGCCGGUUUGAGAAGCAACGCGCCACUUUGGCUUAAAAGAUACAUAGAUGGAGAGAAUAAUUGACACAAAAUGCGUUUCUCGAAUUGUGUGAUUAUUUUUUAAAUAAUAAUGUACGAGUCAUUUUUACUUAGGGGUAAAAAAUUAAAAAUGCGAUCUCCUUCCUUCCCCUUUCUCCCCUCGUUAGUAGCCACAUACGGUACGCGCGGGUAGGUACUACCACCCAACCUAUUUCUGCCGUGAAGCAGUAAUGCGUUUCGGUUUGAAGGGCGGGGCAGCCGUUGUAACUAUACUUGAGACCUUAGAACUUAUAUUUCAAGGUGGGUGGCGCAUUUACGUCGUAGAUGUCUAUGGGCUCCAGUAACCACUUAACACCAGGUGGGCUAUGAGCUCGUCCACCCAUGUAAGCAAUAAAAAAAAACUUAUCAACUCCUGUCCGCUCUCAUUCCUGCCCGAUCUCAGAUUUUUGAACUCCCUAACUGCUUAUCUUAAGUACUGGUGUACUCAAAACACGCACGGUUCAUUACCACGAUCCUGACAUUUCGGCCGCUUUAGUUCCAAAUCUUUUGAAUAGCUGGUAAACAAUUGAGAUAUGAAAGCAUAUCACUGCGCCUUCCACUUCUUCUCUAAAAGACUGAAGCGGCGACGGUAUAUAAAUAAACAAACCCGUUAUACAUUUCGACCACAAAUGACGUCACACGUUGCGUUCAGCCGGCUCGUCUAGUUUACGCGGCCACUGAUAGAUUAGACUUGCCCCUUUCCUUGCAGUUAAAUUGUACUAUAAUAAUGUAUCUGGUUAACAUUAGGUUAAGAUAUGUAAUUAUAAAAUCAAAGAAGUUUUUCAUUUGAGUAGGUCUACACAUGCGCUAUUUUAAUUGUCAUAGUUUUACUAUCGAUUCAGAAUGAAGCAGUUUCAACAAAUAGAGGAAUCAGCAAGAAACCUUAAUUUUGCUCUUUGCCAAAUAUUAAUUCAAUUUAAAAAAAAGGAUGUUUUCAAUUUAAAGAGACAGAUCUGCGUCAUUGAGGACAGGCCGUAGUUCUGAUCAUACUGUGGCUGUGUGAAGCAAACAUCAACUCCACGCGCUUAAAGCUUAAAGCCGCUGCGCGCUUUCACAGUUGUGCUUAAUAAUGAUUGAUCGCUUUAGUGUUUAUUGAAUUGCGCUCAAUAUAUUGUGACCCUUAUUUGUAUAUAACGUAUUAUGACCCUUAUAUGUAUAUAACGAGAGUCGAUAUUGAUUAAAUAGGUGUAUUGUGUUAAAUGAUGUUAUCUUUUUAACAUGUACUUAACUUUAUUAUUUGUUAAUUCGGUUGUUAUAUUUUACGUUUUUAUUAAUAAAUUAUUAUAUUGUUCGUUUUAA